Messenger RNA from Aspergillus terreus NIH2624, 852 nucleotides. RefSeq names its product sucrase/ferredoxin-like domain-containing protein. Lineage: Eukaryota; Fungi; Ascomycota; Eurotiomycetes; Eurotiales; Aspergillaceae. The transcript is spliced from 2 exons. The record is from RefSeq and is a predicted model, not a curated record. Bases 1 to 852 code for a protein of 283 amino acids.
AUGCUCCGGUCUCUCCUCUGGCGCCAGUCCACCACGGACUAUCUCUUCCCCACCGUUGACCCUGGCCAAGACGGUCCCGACUGCAAGUCUGACUGCGCCGACUGCACCGUGCAUUUCCCGUCCAAAGUCAAGAUCGAAACCUCCCGGCCACUGUACGGACAUAUCAAGCAAUUUAGCACGCAUGUGCUCGUCGCGACGGGUCGGUCAGAUUGGACCGAAAAGGUCGAGCAAGAGAAAGGCAGCCUAAUGGAGGCCUUUGACAGCUCGUCUGCCAAGUCUAAACAAGGGCGGCUCAUGGUCUCCGCUUCGAACCUUAACCCCCCUGAGAGUGACUCGGAAAAGCAAACCGGAACCACGGUCCUGCUCUUACCGUCUUUUACCUUUGUUGAUGGAGUCAGCCCGGGCGACGUCCGGGAACUCAUCGACUGUUUCAUAGACGCCCCGACGGACCAGCCCGCCACGUCGCGACUGACGUCCCGGCCUUGCGAAUAUGACUAUGUGAUACUGCUAUGCUCCCACAAACGACGCGAUGCACGCUGUGGAAUUACGGCUCCGUUAAUCAAGAAAGAAUUAGAGCGACACCUCCGACCUCGGGGUCUGUACCGCGACACUGACGACGAGCGUCCUGGUGGAGCCGGGAUCUUCUAUGUCUCACAUGUCGGGGGCCACAAGUUUGCCGCUAACGUUCUUGUCUACCGGCGGAAAGAACAGCAGAUGAUUUGGUUGGCGCGAGUGAAGCCCGAGCACUGCCAGGGACUGGUCGAGUACACUUUGCUUCAGGGCAAGGUAGUGCACCCGGAGACCCAGUUACGGGGCGGAUUUGACCGACUACGCGGGCUGACGAGUUGGUGA